Molecule: messenger RNA, 1115 nt
Organism: Hippopotamus amphibius kiboko
Lineage: Eukaryota; Metazoa; Chordata; Mammalia; Artiodactyla; Hippopotamidae
Gene: SPATA4
Product: spermatogenesis associated 4
Exons: 7
Coding region: 1-978 (325 amino acids)
Biological process (GO): regulation of cytoskeleton organization; negative regulation of execution phase of apoptosis
Cellular component (GO): axoneme
Molecular function (GO): microtubule binding
Source: RefSeq, a predicted model, not a curated record
AUGGCUGCCGCCGACAGGGGAGGAAGGCUUUUGACACUGCCGGCGGCAGCCGUACCCAGGUCACCGUCCGUUGCGCCACGUCCAGCAGCUCCCAUCCGAGGGAAGCCUAAGAAGUGUCUGGUCUAUCCGCAUCCCCCAAAGAGCUCCCGCGUGUCUCCGUCGGUUCUGCGCUGGCUCCAGGGCCUGGAUCUCAGCUUCUUCCCCAGGAACAUCAGCAGGGAUUUUUCAAAUGGCUUCCUGAUAGCAGAAAUAUUCACUAUACAUUACCCCUGGAACCUUAAUUUGUCAUCCUUUAAAAAUGGAACUUCUUUAAAAGUCAAGUUGGAUAACUGGGCACAGUUGGAACAGUUCCUGGCAAGAAAGAAACUUAAAUUACCUCAAGAACUAAUCCAUGGAACAAUUCAUUGUAAACCCGGAGUACCUGAAAUCCUGAUACAGGAAGUGUACACCUUGUUAACACAUCGAGAAAUUAAAAGUAUCCAGGAUGACCUUGUGAAUUUCACAGACUACAGUUACCAGAUGAAACUGCCCCUGGUCUCUAGGUCAACAGCUUCAAAGUCUAUUAAAGAUAACAUUAGGUUAUCAGAAUUAAUAGGCAAUCCCAACAAGCUCAGCAAUGAACUUAAAGUAGAGUUCCUCUUCCUUUUACAAAUGUUGCAAAGAAAAUUGGGCAGAAAACUGAAUCCAAAAUGGUUUGAGGUCAAACCAACAGUGGGAGAAUCUACUCUCGAUCGUUGCGCUGCCCAAGCCUCUGGGCGCAAAUGCCAUUCAGUCAUUUCCAAGGAAAGAGUCACUCCUGUGUGUAAUUUUUCCUUGGCUGAUGGGCUGAUGGGAGUCUUCACGGGACAGGGCAGAGCAGGAUGGGAAGGAACACGAUUUUAUCUUUUUACGCCUCUCAAGCCUGUUCUAGAUUCUUGGAAUCUCUCAACCUCAGGCACAACGGGAAUUAACAAAUGGCAAUGGUGGCAGUCCACUUAAAGAAAUUCACGUGAAGCAAGCUGGAAAACAUUCUUCUGACUGUACGAAACCUGUCAGAAACGUGGAAGAGGAACCCGGAACAGUGCCUGUCUGAUGGCUUUGAAGAAGUGAUGCCACCACCUCUCGUCACUCUAACG